This is a messenger RNA of Zymoseptoria tritici IPO323, 399 nucleotides long. RefSeq lists its product as uncharacterized. NCBI's taxonomy places the organism in Eukaryota, Fungi, Ascomycota, Dothideomycetes, Mycosphaerellales, Mycosphaerellaceae. The annotation marks the transcript as partial. The record is from RefSeq and is a predicted model, not a curated record. The transcript has a single exon.
AAUGAAACUUACACUUACUACCACGCUGGCCCAUUGUUCACUUUGGCGGAACUCCACGCCAAUGUCGUCCUCUCGCAGGCGAUACACCGCAUAUCCAAAGGCAAAUUCACAGCGUUGCUGCCUCAAGACCACGAGCCACGAGGCGCUGUGACUCCUCAUGGGAUCCGCGACAAGGAUAUCCGAGGUUUGCUGAAUUGCGAUCUCGCUCUGAUCACUUACGAUGGCACCGAGCUGGAUUCUGGCACCGUGGUGGAGUACAUGGUCGCAAAGAUGGCCGACAUUCCAAGCGUGAUAUUGCGAAGCGACUUCCGAGGUGGAGGAGAUCAGGAAGGUGGAGAGCCUUGGAAUCUGAUGACCAGUCAUUGGCCUCGAACGAAAGGUGUCGUUGUCGAUGCGAUG